AUGAAGGACUACGCUAUAGAGAUUCAUCAUCAUCCCGGCAAAGCUAAUGUAGUAGCAGACGCACUAAGUCGAAAAACGACCAAAAGUUUGGCAUGUACACUCAUUCUCCGCAAGAUCCAUGGAUUGCUCGCCAACAUAAUCGUGGAACCCGAGUUGAUGGAAGAAAUUAGAGCCCGCCAAUGUGAAGACAAACUUUUGAAGAAAAAGUACGAGGAACAAGGAAACACGCCUGAUCCUGACUUUACAAUUAGCAAUGGGAUACUAAAAUUUCGAAAUCGAUUUUGUGUACCCGACCUUCCAGAACUUAAGAAAAGGAUACUAGUAGAAGCUCAUAACUCGAGGUUUGCAAUCCAUCCUGGCAAUACAAAGAUGUAUCACGAUCUGAAGGAACACUUCUAG
Molecule: messenger RNA, 399 nt
Organism: Camellia sinensis
Lineage: Eukaryota; Viridiplantae; Streptophyta; Magnoliopsida; Ericales; Theaceae
Source: RefSeq, a predicted model, not a curated record